Postia placenta MAD-698-R-SB12 is the source of this 798-nucleotide messenger RNA. RefSeq lists its product as hypothetical. The record is from RefSeq and is a predicted model, not a curated record. Gene Ontology annotation, cellular component: cytoplasm. The transcript has 3 exons. Gene Ontology annotation, molecular function: dihydroneopterin aldolase activity. Gene Ontology annotation, biological process: folic acid-containing compound metabolic process. Bases 1 to 798 code for a protein of 265 amino acids. NCBI's taxonomy places the organism in Eukaryota, Fungi, Basidiomycota, Agaricomycetes, Polyporales, Adustoporiaceae.
AUGGAUGUCGUAUACGUAGAAGCCAUCGAGCUAUCCGCCACCAUCGGCCCAGAUUGGUGGGGUCGUGUUCGUCCACAGCCGAUCUCCGUGAGCGUAUACCUGCACCUCAAACCUUCACAUCUCGAUCUCGCGGGCACCACAGACGAUGUCGCUGAUUCCAUCCACUACGGACAUCUUUGCAAAAGCAUCACCGCCCUCGCGCAGGACCCACAGGCGUCGUUCGCGAGCGCACAUGACCUGGCUAGACAGGUAGCGGAGGCUGCCAUACGCUUCGCGGGCGACGUCGUGACCUACGUACGCGUUGUUAUCGGAUCUUCAAAGCUCAUUCCUCUGGCGUUGACGUUCGAACUGGAGAUGGUGGUACACAAUCUUCCGCCAUCCGCGUCGGAAAAUGCGUUUCCUGCUGGGAAUGUACGAGUCCGCGUCAACGGCCUCACAUUGGCCACUAUAAUCGGCGUGAACCCACCCGAAAGGGAGGCGAAGCAGCGAGUGAUCACGAACAUCACGAUUGUCGAGAAGGACGACGCCACGAAGUCUCCAGAUUACCAGCAAUUGAUAUCCCGGAUUGCCAAGGACAUAGAAGCCUCCUCAUAUCUGACCCUGGAGAAGUUCGUGUACGAGAUCGUCCGUACUGCCUGUCUCUCGUCACAGGCAGUGGAUACGGUCACGGUGCACGCGGAGAAACCGAGCGCACUCUCCUUUGCAAGCGUGUCUGGGGUACAAAUAACACGACCGAGAGACGCAUUCCUCGCGUCAACAAGCUCCGUCACGAACUCGAAAGCCAUCCCUGCUACGUAG